Lemur catta (Ring-tailed lemur) is the source of this 2554-nucleotide messenger RNA. It is a transcript of the gene ASH2L, whose product is annotated as ASH2 like, histone lysine methyltransferase complex subunit. The record is from RefSeq and is a predicted model, not a curated record. Lineage: Eukaryota; Metazoa; Chordata; Mammalia; Primates; Lemuridae. Gene Ontology annotation, molecular function: transcription cis-regulatory region binding; protein binding. The transcript is spliced from 17 exons. Gene Ontology annotation, cellular component: Set1C/COMPASS complex. Bases 19 to 1923 code for a protein of 634 amino acids.
AGUCCGAGGGCGACAGUGAUGGCGGCGGCGGGAAGCGGCCCCGGCCCCGGAGCAGUUGCCGGCCCCGGCCCAGGAGCGGCCGCAAAUGCAACCGCUGCAGAAGAGGGGGAGACGAAGCCGGUGGCGGCGGUAGCAACCGCUCCGGCCGGAGAGGGGACAUCGGCUGCUCCGGCAGCUGAGCCCAGUUCCGGAGAGGCUGAAAGCGGGGAUGCAAACUUGGUUGACGUAGGUGGUGGUUUGGAGACAGAAUCCUCUAAUGGAAAAGAUACGCUAGAAGGUGCUGGGGAUACUUCAGAGGUGAUGGAUACUCAGGCUGGCUCAGUGGAUGAAGAGAAUGGCCGACAGCUAGGAGAGGUGGAGCUGCAGUGUGGGAUAUGUACCAAAUGGUUCACAGCAGACACCUUUGGCAUAGAUACCUCAUCCUGUCUACCGUUCAUGACCAACUACAGUUUUCAUUGCAAUGUGUGCCAUCAUAGUGGGAAUACCUAUUUCCUCCGGAAGCAAGCAAACCUGAAGGAAAUGUGCCUUAGUGCUUUGGCCAACCUAACAUGGCAGUCCCGAACACAGGAUGAACAUCCAAAAACCAUGUUCUCCAAAGAUAAGGAUAUUAUACCAUUUAUUGAUAAAUACUGGGAGUGCAUGACAACCAGACAGAGACCUGGGAAAAUGACUUGGCCAAAUAACAUUGUUAAAACAAUGAGUAAAGAACGAGAUGUGUUCUUGGUAAAGGAACACCCUGAUCCUGGGAGUAAAGACCCAGAAGAAGAUUACCCCAAAUUCGGACUUUUAGAUCAGGAUCUUAGUAACAUUGGUCCUGCUUAUGACAACCAAAAACAAAGCAGUGCAGUGUCUACCAGUGGGAAUCUAAAUGGUGGAGCCACUUUUGGAGGGGGAAUUGCAGCAGGAAGCAGUGGAAAAGGAAGAGGAGCUAAGCGCAAACAGCAGGAUGGAGGGACCACAGGGACCACCAAGAAGGCCAGGAGUGACCCUUUGUUUUCUGCUCAGCGCCUUCCCCCUCAUGGCUACCCCUUGGAACACCCGUUUAACAAAGACGGCUACCGGUACAUUCUAGCUGAGCCUGAUCCCCACGCCCCCGACCCCGAGAAGCUUGAACUUGACUGCUGGGCAGGAAAACCUAUUCCUGGAGACCUCUACCGAGCCUGCUUGUACGAACGGGUUUUGUUAGCCCUGCAUGAUCGAGCUCCCCAGUUAAAGAUCUCUGAUGACCGGCUGACUGUGGUUGGAGAGAAAGGUUACUCUAUGGUGCGGGCCUCUCAUGGGGUACGGAAAGGUGCCUGGUACUUUGAAAUCACUGUGGAUGAAAUGCCGCCAGACACCGCUGCCAGACUGGGUUGGUCCCAGCCCUUAGGUAACCUUCAAGCUCCCUUAGGUUAUGAUAAGUUUAGCUAUUCUUGGCGGAGCAAAAAGGGAACCAAGUUCCAUCAGUCCAUUGGCAAACACUACUCUUCUGGCUAUGGACAAGGGGACGUCCUGGGGUUUUAUAUUAACCUUCCUGAAGACACAGAGACCGCCAAGUCAUUGCCUGACACUUACAAAGAUAAGGCUUUGAUAAAGUUCAAGAGUUACUUGUAUUUUGAGGAAAAAGACUUUGUGGAUAAAGCAGAGAAGAGCCUAAAGCAGACUCCCCAUAGUGAGAUAAUAUUUUAUAAAAAUGGUGCCAAUCAAGGUGUGGCUUACAAAGAUAUUUUCGAGGGGGUUUACUUUCCAGCCAUCUCGCUGUACAAGAGCUGCACGGUCUCCAUUAACUUUGGGCCAUGCUUCAAGUAUCCUCCGAAGGACCUCACUUACCGCCCCAUGAGCGACAUGGGCUGGGGCGCGGUGGUGGAGCACACCCUGGCCGACGUCUUGUAUCACGUGGAGACGGAGGUGGAUGGCAGGCGCAGUCCCCCGUGGGAACCCUGACCAGGCCCUGCCUUCUUUCCAGACACAGACCUUCUGGGGAGGAACACUGGGGUUUUUGUUAUUAUUAGCGAACUGUCUCAAAUGUUCUUCCAAAGAUGCUGCAGAACACAGCCUCUCCUGUCAGCAAGUCAGAGGGCUGGGCGAGGCUGGCCCGCUGCCCUUUGGCAUUGUCUCCCCACUUCAGCCACCGCUCUUACCCUGUGUGCCAUCCACCAACAGCUGCUGACCCCAGGAUCCCGUGCGCUCCCUGUGGAAUUGGUGCUGUACCACACACCCUGCCAGCUAGGUCUUGUUACCUUACUGUAUUUUCUAAGGAGUGAAUAAUCUUGUCCAAAUGACUAACUUAUUUAAAGACAUUUCCUUCUGUGGCCAUUGCCUCCAUCUUACCUGUCCUCCAAGGAAGUGCUGGGCCUGUGUCUGAGAACAGCUGAAAUCAGUCGCUGUACAUUCCAAAGCAAUCUAAGAGCUGUUUCCUUUUGGUGUGGGUUUGGCUUUGUUAUUGAUUUUGAAAUACACUUUUGAACACUGGGAUCUCGGAAACUACUAGAUCUCUAGAAUUGUAAUUGUGAAAGAGCUUGCUUGCAGCUUUAACAAAAUGAGAAACUCUUCCAAAAUAAAACUUGUUUUGAAG